AAUCGAGUUGAGAAGUCCAGCUGCCAGCGAUAACGAUUACCAGUCUGGUGCAUUUCUAAGUGUUUAUUAUUUAUUUACAAGCUGCAAUAUUAAUUAAAAGCUGGUACUUUAUGCGUCGAGUGUGGUUGCGAGAGCAGCUUAUCAAAGUCCGUCAGCUAAAUCUUAUCAGUGCGAGCAUUUAGUACGUUGUGAUUACGCCGAUUGCGCAACAAUCGCCUGGAGAGGAGAAUCAAAAACUGCACCGAAUAACGGCACAAUUAUCAGUUACAGCUACGACGCGCCAGCCGCCUGCACAGUUUUUGUCCGGAGACUUUCGCUUAAUGCCGGGCUUUCAGUGUCAGUUUCGAUCUGUUAUUAGUUGGUGACAAAGCUGAAUAUUCUGUCUCUCGUUUCCAGUCCCCCCAAUUCAUUCAUAAUAAUCCGCAAGUUGUAAAAUGUUUGCCGUGCGCCGCUCCGCAGCUCUGAUGACGUCGGUCCACCGGCAGCCGCAGCUCAUCCGUGCCGUAUUCCGGGCGAAUUUCGCCAGCAGCUCCGUGCAACCCAAUCCACUCAAGAUUACCAUGGAUAAUAAGAAGAAUCUCACUGUGAGCGAGUCCUCAUUGCCGGUCUGCUCUCCCACACAGAUGGCCCAGAAGAUUAAAGCCGGACCCGUGGUGGAUGUCCUCGGUGACGAGAUGACCCGCAUCAUCUGGGAUUCGAUCAAGGACAAGCUGAUCCUGCCCUUCCUGGACAUCGAGCUGCACACCUACGAUCUGGGUAUUGAGUACCGUGACAAGACUGAGGACCAGGUGACUAUCGACUGCGCCGAGGCCAUCAAGAAGUACAACGUUGGCAUCAAGUGUGCCACCAUCACCCCCGACGAGAAGCGCGUGGAGGAGUUCAAGCUGAAGAAGAUGUGGAAGUCGCCAAACGGCACCAUUCGUAACAUUCUCGGCGGCACCGUCUUCCGUGAGGCCAUCAUCUGCAAGAACGUGCCCCGCCUCGUCACCGGCUGGCAGAAGCCCAUCGUCAUCGGUCGCCACGCCCACGCCGAUCAGUACAAGGCAGUGGACUAUGUGGUGCCCGGUCCUGGUAAGCUCACCCUCACCUGGAAGGGCAACGACGGCCAGGUCAUCGAGGAGGUGAUUAACGACUUCAAGGGCGCUGGCGUCGCCCUGGGCAUGUUCAACACUGACGCUUCCAUCGUCGAUUUUGCCCACGCCUCGUUCAAGUACGCGCUGGACCGCAAGCUGCCGCUGUACAUGAGCACCAAGAACACGAUCCUGAAGAAGUACGAUGGCCGCUUCAAGGACAUCUUUGAGGAUCUGUACAACAAGCAGUACAAGUCGGAGUACGAGGCGGCGGGCAUCUGGUACGAGCACCGUCUCAUCGACGACAUGGUGGCCUAUGCCAUGAAGUCGGAGGGUGGCUUCGUGUGGGCCUGCAAGAACUACGACGGUGAUGUGCAGUCCGACUCCGUCGCCCAGGGCUACGGCUCUCUGGGUCUGAUGACCUCCGUGCUGCUGUGCCCCGACGGCAAGACCGUGGAGGCUGAGGCCGCUCACGGCACUGUGACUCGCCACUUCCGCUUCUACCAGCAGGGCAAGGAGACCUCCACCAACCCCAUUGCCUCGAUCUUCGCCUGGACCCGCGGCCUGCUGCACCGCGCCAAGCUGGACGACAACGAGCCCCUGAAGCAGUUCGCCGAGACUCUGGAGCAGGUGUGCAUCGACACCAUCGAGGGCGGUGCCAUGACCAAGGAUUUGGCCAUCUGCAUCAAGGGCAGCAUCAAUGCUGUGGAGCGCAAGGACUACCAGGAGACGUUCGAGUUCAUGGACACGCUGGCCAAGAACCUGGGCGCAGCCCUGGCCAAGAACGCCGCCGCCGCCAAGUGACUAGCCGGCGAGCCACAGGCCUCGCACCUCUAGGGAGCCACCAAGCGAAGCCUCGUCCUUGUCACCAUAUACUACGAUAUUUCCAUUUGUCCAUGUAGCUGUGCAUGUCCUAGGCUAACUGUAUUGUGUCCUCGAUGCAUGUGUCACUGUUCAUUGUCUCUGCGAGACGCCAAAACCCGAAACCAUUUCCCAGAAACGUUCAAAACGGAAGAACAAUUUCAAAUAAAUGUAUUUUUAUACCGGA
Messenger RNA from Drosophila kikkawai, 2118 nucleotides. NCBI's taxonomy places the organism in Eukaryota, Metazoa, Arthropoda, Insecta, Diptera, Drosophilidae. The record is from RefSeq and is a predicted model, not a curated record.